CUGUGACGGUCUUGUUUGAACAGUAACUUGUUAUUCUCUCCCAUCUGCAAUUUAGGCUUAUAUUAACCCUAUUGCAGCGGCACGAGCAAGGGGUCCAGUGCAGAGUUCAGGGCCCAGCAUACAGGAUUACCUGAGCAGACCACGUCCAACUUGGGAGGAACUAAAAGAGCAACUCGAUAAAAAGAAAAAGGGCUCUCGCGCCUUGGCUGAUUUUGAAGACAAAAUGAAUGAGAGAUGGCGCAAAGAACUGGCAAAGAACAGGGAAAAGUUAAUUGGUGCAAGGGAGAAUCAAAAGGAAAGGAAGGCCACAGAGCAGAGGGACAAGCACAAGAGAGAGAGGAAGAAGGAGAAGCGGCGGUGCAGCAGGCACUCUUCAUCAUCCUCCUCCUCCUCCUCGUCUUCUGAUUCUUUCAGCAGCUCUUUGUCCCAGUCUGAAGAUGAGGAUGAAAAGCCUGUAAAAAAGAAACGGAAAAGAAAACGGCUAACAUCAGACUCUUCAGAAGACUAUAAUGUUGAAAGCAAGGAGUCCAAGAAGAAGAAAAGUGAAGAAAGAGUCAAGAUUUCUGACAAAUCCAAGAAAAAGAAGAAGCAUAAGAAUCGCAGCAGGAAAAAGCAAGUCAAGACCACGUCUCAGUCUGACUCAGAACUCGAGUAGUGCACACAUGGGUUGUGGUCAUGUGACCUCACCACAUUCUACAAUCUGUAGUUUAAAACUGAGCUAGAGGGCAGGUCAAAAUUUGAUGGUAGAGUUUGUAACUGGUCUAGGUCUCUAGCUAGUGUACAUACAGCAAAAACUGGCACUAAGUUCAAUGUCUUCAGCAUACUUUAUUAUUCAUGUUCUCACAAGAAAAAAAUGUCACAAGAUUGUGCAAUUUUUUUUCAUCAUUGUUUACAUUUUCUUUAUAUAAAACUUUGCUCAGUUACAUCUCUUGAGUAGCUUGUUCAAAAAACUCUGCUACAGUAACAGCAAAAAUAUCCAGUAAAAUUAAAAAUAAUGGGGCCAAAAUUGUGAUGAAAACUGCACAAUUAUUUAUUUGAAAUUAUGUCAAAAUUGUAUCUUGUCUCAUUCUUGGUGUCCCAAUUGUGUCUUGUGGAAAUGUUGCUCAACAAUAAUGACAUGACAUAAAUUUGUAUUUUAUUUAAAUGUCAUUUUAUUUUAUUUUUUCUUCCAAAAAGCGUGACUCCAGUAUAGGCCCCCUGCCCUCUAUCUGACAUUAAAUUGUAGUACAUGAAUGCAGUUUAAGUAGAUGUAGGGCUGUAUGCUAGUGCCUGUCUGCUACAUGUGAACCCAGUCUCACAGCCUCUUUUCUCAAUACAAUGGAACAGAAUAACCAGUGUGUAUGUGUUGGGAGGUAUCUGCUUCUUCUGUGUUGUAUGUAUCUUUUUUGUCAAUGUUCAGGCUGCCUAGAAAGCUCAUUUACUCAAUCCAUAUUUUUUUUUGUAUAUAUACUUUUUUAUUUCUAUAUAUCCAUUCAUGUAGGACUCAGAGCAGUAUUUUCUGCUCUGUGUUGUGUUGGGGGGAAUAUGAAUUAAUCUGUUAAAUUGAGGCUCCACCUGGUGUUGGGUCUUGGUGGUGUGUUGUUUCACUUUACAUCUGAAUUAAAGAAUCCCUCCCACUUGACCAUCUUAACUGUUUCAAGUUAAGAGGGUCAAGAAAGUGGAAGUAUAAAACUGGUAUUUUAAUUUAAGAGUAUUGUGUUCAAAUAAGAGGCCAUGUCAGCCCAAAAUAAUGCCAAUUCUAUUGUUCAGCGGUCUCUAUAAUCCCUUAGUUGUCCAGGUAGGUUCCAUUUUAAAACAAAAUUGAAUACGGUCAACUGGACAAAAGUUUAAGAAUAAGAAUACAUUUAACCACUCAGAGGCUUCUUCUGGUUAGAUUGCUGACCAGUAACCUGGCAGAUGUGAGUCUUGGAGCAGUGGUGAAACAUUUUUACUGCAAAAACUUUGGCUAUUCCUCAGCUGUUUGUUUUCCUGCGUGAGGUUUAUUCUCUACACAUAUGCAUAUGAUUUAAUAGUUUAUAUCAGCAAUGUAAUCUAGUAAAACUUGAAAGGUAAAUGGCUUUUGUUAAAAAAUAUUUUAAACCCUUAACAAUUCUAAAAUGUAUUAAUUUUAGAAAUAACACUGAUUUCAAAUACAUAAAAAUUACAACUUUUUUCAGAUUUUUGGUCUAUUAAAAUGCAUUAGCAGUAUUGUCUGCAAAUAGUUGCACAUGUUUUAAAAAAAUAUUUAGAGCAAAUAGUAUAAUUUGUGUUUUUGGGUUUUGUUUUGUUGUCCCAAAACUCUGUGAUAUUAUUUUAGUCUCAAGGUUCUCAGUGUUCACAGUUAAACAAUAAAACAAUAACACAUUCA
Molecule: messenger RNA, 2347 nt
Organism: Periophthalmus magnuspinnatus
Lineage: Eukaryota; Metazoa; Chordata; Actinopteri; Gobiiformes; Gobiidae
Gene: fam133b
Product: family with sequence similarity 133 member B
Exons: 8
Coding region: 224-655 (143 amino acids)
Source: RefSeq, a predicted model, not a curated record